This is a messenger RNA of Tarenaya hassleriana, 500 nucleotides long. RefSeq lists its product as uncharacterized. The record is from RefSeq and is a predicted model, not a curated record. The coding region runs from base 68 to 256 and encodes 62 amino acids. NCBI's taxonomy places the organism in Eukaryota, Viridiplantae, Streptophyta, Magnoliopsida, Brassicales, Cleomaceae. The transcript has a single exon.
UAGCAAAAAACGGAGAUUGACGCAACGCCGAUGAAGUUUGAAAUUAGGGCAAAACAGGGGGAGGACGAUGAUCUUUUGGUCGUUCCCACCGACGAGAAAGCAGAUUGUUGUGUCGGUGACGUUCUUCGUCGUCGGAGCGUUGCUAUUCUCCGGCGGUGCGUACCUUUCACUCGUCAACAUCGGCCCUCAACAAGCCCGCGCCAAGGCUCGCUCCGAUUACGUCAAGGCUCGUCUCCGGAAAUGGCUCGAUGAUUAAGCUUUAAUUUCAUGUAUCAGUGUUGUUGAAUCUGUUUGAAAUGCUCGAUGAAGAUGCCGAAAGGUUAGUGUAAAUUUCGAGUUUUCUUCUUCUUCUUCUUCCAAUAAACAAAAGAUCGGUGGAGGGUUUUCGGUUCAUGAACAAAUCCUUACAUUUGUGUCGACACUGUAAUAUUCCCACAGAAAUCGAGAUUCAUGAGCAAAUCCUUACAUAUAUGCAUCAUCCCCUUUGGGAUUCUGUGUUC